Messenger RNA from Aspergillus pseudonomiae, 1547 nucleotides. Its product is annotated as recombinase RAD51. The record is from RefSeq and is a predicted model, not a curated record. Gene Ontology annotation, biological process: reciprocal meiotic recombination; mitotic recombination-dependent replication fork processing; DNA strand invasion. Gene Ontology annotation, cellular component: condensed nuclear chromosome. NCBI's taxonomy places the organism in Eukaryota, Fungi, Ascomycota, Eurotiomycetes, Eurotiales, Aspergillaceae. Gene Ontology annotation, molecular function: ATP binding; ATP-dependent DNA damage sensor activity; ATP hydrolysis activity. The transcript is spliced from 4 exons. The coding region runs from base 255 to 1301 and encodes 348 amino acids.
GUCGGACGCUAUUUUGCCACAUCGAUCGACUGCAAGUUUUAAAUGAGACAUCUGUUGUUUCCAAACUGGUGGCUACCGAACAGUCCUUGAGGUAUUUGUCCGAUAAGAGGCACCCCUAACGCAGAAUCUACCCACAUUCACAAUAGAACGCGUACUGUCGCGUCGAUUAGACUGUGUGCAAGACCAGUAGUAGUUGCUUGCUAUUACUCUUGGGGCUGGCUAAAGAGGCACUUGACCUGCCUACCUGAUUCACAAUGACAGCCGAUAUGGAUACUCAGAAUGAGUACGAUGAUAGUGGACUCCCGGGGCCCGGAGCGCCCACGCCACUUUCAGCUUUAGAAGGUGUUGCAGGAUUAACGGGAAGAGAUAUCAAAUUGUUUGUCGAUGCCGGCUAUCACACUGUCGAAUCAAUUGCGUAUACGCCAAAGCGUUUACUGGAACAGAUCAAAGGUAUCUCGGAGCAGAAGGCUACCAAGGUUUUGGUUGAAGCUGCCAAGCUUGUGCCGAUGGGUUUCACGACUGCAACGGAAAUGCAUGCUCGUCGAAGCGAGCUCAUAUCGAUUACGACAGGAUCUAAGCAAUUGGAUACUCUUCUAGGCGGCGGUAUAGAAACAGGAUCUAUUACCGAGAUAUUCGGAGAAUUUAGGACAGGUAAAAGUCAGAUUUGCCAUACGCUUGCGGUAACUUGCCAGCUGCCAUUCGACAUGGGUGGUGGGGAAGGAAAGUGUCUCUACAUUGACACCGAAGGGACAUUUCGACCAGUGCGUUUGUUAGCAGUUGCUCAACGGUACGGGCUUGUCGGAGAAGAGGUGCUCGAUAAUGUGGCGUAUGCCCGCGCUUAUAACUCAGAUCACCAGCUCCAGCUUUUGAACCAGGCGUCUCAAAUGAUGUGCGAAACUCGUUUCUCGCUUCUUGUUGUCGACUCGGCUACAUCGCUGUAUCGGACAGAUUUCAACGGCCGUGGUGAGCUGUCAACUCGACAGACACAUCUGGCCAAAUUCAUGCGUACCUUGCAGCGCUUGGCGGACGAAUUUGGGAUUGCCGUCGUCAUCACAAACCAGGUCGUCGCCCAGGUCGACGGUGGUCCGAGUGCGAUGUUCAAUCCAGAUCCCAAGAAGCCAAUUGGUGGAAACAUCAUCGCACACGCCAGCACGACCAGAUUGAGCCUAAAAAAGGGGAGGGGGGAGACCCGAGUGUGCAAAAUCUAUGACAGUCCCUGUCUGCCCGAGAGUGACUGUCUUUUCGCCAUCAAUGAAGAUGGCAUUGGGGAUCCUAGUCCCAAGGAUUUGGAAAACAACUGAGGAAUGAUGCAGCUGUUUUAGUUACUUAUGAUACCACGAUCGGUAUACGUUUUAUUUGGCUUGUUCAUUAGUACAUAUUGUUUAGUAUCUUGAUUUUGAUAGCAUAUGGUGUUUGUGGCAUUUUGUUAGAUAUUAUGCGUUACGUGGAAUAAAAAGAAUUAUCAGUACAGCCAAACAAAACAUACUUUGUAUAUACGAAGAGCAUAUGGGGUCUUUCUUGCAACAAUACUAAUCAUUUUAAACCGA